GUGAACGUUAUUUUUUUAGUUGAGGAUUACUCUUAGAUCUCAAAACUGUUAACCUCAUGGUAUCUUCUUCAAUCUUACUUAAUCCAGCAGAGCUGACUAGAGAUGCACAGUUGGAGGAAUUUACUAAUUGAUCGUGCUAGGAUGAAGGGAGAUAUGAUACCUCAGGGAACAGCAGGAACUGAAUAGAGUGUUACAGACAGACUGACUGACAGGUGGAACACAUUGGGACACUACUGACGUAGCAGUAAAGAGAGAGAGCGAGAGAAAGAGUGAGACUCUGGGAAGGGGCAGCAUACCUCACUGCUGUAGUACAUGGCUAUCUGGGAUGGAAACAACCAGAGGAAUUUUGGAGGGAAAAGGGAGAGAGAGCAGGGGAAGGUGUUGUAUGCUGAUAACAAGCAACGGACAGUUUGACUCAGAGCUCAGUCCUGUCCAGAUGGGAAAGAAACAGUGAGAGAGACGUCCUGAAAGACACUGCAGCGUUGGACAAUGACUACUGUACCAAGAAAGCUGGAUGAGCUGUGCUACCUCACGGCUCAGUCCAUGACAUCACUGGUGACAUCAGAGCACUUCAAGCUGAUCAAAAAGCUGGGAGAGGGGUCGUAUGGCAAGGUGAUGCUGGCGGUGCAUCAGAAGAGAGGAACCCCAAUGGCCCUGAAGUUCUUCCCCCGUUGCUCUACCACUCUCCAAGCUUUCCUGCGUGAAUACAACCUGUCCGUCUCUUAUUGCACACACCCUUCUCUGACGCGGGCUAUAGGCAUCUUCUACUCCACGCCUUCCCACUAUGUCUUUGCCCAGGAGGCUGGUCUUUAUGGAGACCUGUAUGAUGUCAUUGUGUCAGAGCAGGUGAGUGAGGAGUGCGCUCAGAGUGUGAUGUCUCAGUUGAGUGGUGCUGUGUCUCACUUGCAUUCGCUUGGCUUUGUGCACCGGGACAUUAAGCCAGAGAACAUCUUUUUGUGUGACCGGCAUUGUCGCUGGGUCAAACUGGGCGACUUUGGCCUGGCGCGGGCAAAGGGGACCAAGGUCCGUGCUGUGUGGUACAACUCUCCUUUCUGUGUGCCCGAGAUGGAGUGCGCUAAGACAGUCAGUGAGGCAAAGGAGGAAGCAGAGGACACCUGGAUGACAGUAGAGCCCAGUUUGGAUACUUGGUCUUUAGGCAUCCUCAUUUACUGCCUGCUGACAAGCUGCUUCCCCUGGGAGGAGACCACUUCUGAUGACCCUUCCUACUGCAAAUACAUAGACUGGUUCAAUCGAACCAAACAGAGAGAGGAGGGAGAACAUUGUGAAAAGCAAAACACUGCGAGAGAGGAAAAUGAGGCUGAAUUAAAAGUCGCCCUUCAGUUUGACUCCCUAAGCUCAUUCGUCCUCAUUCUCCUGAGAAAGCUGCUGAACCCGCUGCCCUGGCUUCGCCCCGGGCCUGAAGAGAUCCUGUCUUACCUUGGAGGACCUUGGUUACUGAAGACAGAGAAAGAGGAAUUGAGGAGAGAGCAGGAGGCGCACUUGGAGGCCAAGAAGAUCCUCGAGAGAGGAGGGGUGGAAGGGGGAAAAGAGAUAUUGGAAAGGAGGGAGAGAUAAAGUUCAUGUACGAUUGCAAUAUUAUAAACAGAUGUAUGUUUUUUUAUAUUUAUAUAUUGGAAUAUUAGUUUUUUUUUAAAUAGACAAUGAGAUGAAUGAACUUUUUAAAGAUUUGUAUUUAUACAGUGGCCCUUGGACACUUCAUAUAUUAAUCAUUAAUAAGUAGGAUUAAUUAUUAAUAUUAAAUUAUUAGUAAUAUGAAUUAUUAAAGAGUUAAUGCCAUUGCAUUAGAGAACAAAUUAUCCAGCCAAUAUAAUGUAUACACACACAAACACUCUACAAUUCAAAGGUUUGAGGCUUAUUUUGUAAUGUAAAGUCUCUCAUAUUCACCAGGCUGCAUGUAUUUGAUUAAAAAUAGCAAGAACACUAAUAUUGUGGAAUUUUAUUACAAUUUAAAAUAACUGUUUUUAUUUUCAUAUAUUUUAAAAUGUAAUAUUUUCCUGGGUUGACAAAGC
Molecule: messenger RNA, 2030 nt
Organism: Pimephales promelas (fathead minnow)
Lineage: Eukaryota; Metazoa; Chordata; Actinopteri; Cypriniformes; Leuciscidae
Source: RefSeq, a predicted model, not a curated record